AAAAUCAAAUGACUCGGACUCGAGACCAAAAAAAACCUGAUCAAGACAUCCCGAAUAUAUUUACAUAUUUUAGAAUGUAAAGUCUGGAACAAAUGGAAAUCCACAAAUAGGGAACGUAAUCAUAUGAAGUAGCAGUAAAAAUGAAAGAAACAGGUUCCUGCUUUUAAUGUUAUCUUAAUGUCAGAACUUUCAGUCCUCCUCCCAAUCCCCCCAUUUACAAGAAACCACAUGGAGGAAUGUUUCCUCCCCCCCUCAUGAUGACCUGCAGCAUAUAAAAGUGCAUCUUUGGUCAGUUCUGAACACACUGCUGCUGUGCUGUUGUUGCUGAUCCUCAGGAUUUGACAAGAAUCGUGAGUAUAAUUAAAAAAAAAUACUUAAAACAGCGAGAGUAAGACUUUCACCCUUUCAUAUCCAGUUAUAUUUUAAUGUUGGCUUUUAAUGUUGACAGACGAGUUAAUAAUUAACGAUGAGUGCAUCCAGACUCCGGGAAAGUGAAGUGCGAAUCGCACACUCUCUGAACAGGAAUGAGGAGCAGUUUGUGGUUAAAAGGAGAAAAGAUGUUCUGCAAAGCCUGGCGAGACUCGGGAUACGCUGCAGUCAGGAUAAAGUGCCAAACAUUGCAUUACUGGGUUCUGGAGGAGGACAAAGAGCCAUGGUGGGAUUGCUGGGAUGCCUGGAUCAGCUUGAUAAAGCAGGUCUUCUGGACUGUGUGCUCUAUCUGAGCGGAGUCUCUGGAUCCACCUGGUGCAUGGCCUCCUUAUAUCAGGAACCAGACUGGUCCACUAAACUACAGACGGUCAAAGACAGAAUCUUCAGGAGAAUCAGCGGUCCUGCAGUCAGCUGGUCAGAUGCAUAUGCCAAAAUGAAGGAAUAUUACAGUGAGAAAGACUACUUCACCUUGACUGACGUCUGGGCAGUGCUGGUCGUCACAACAUUUGUGAAAGAGAUUGACGAGAGCACACUCAGUGACCAGCGGGAGCAGCACAAGAAAGACCCGUUUCCCAUCUUCACCGUGAUCGACAAGCAGUGCAAACAGUCUGGAGAUGGAGACCCCUGGUUCGAGAUCACUCCUCGUGAAACAGGUUAUUCCCUCACUGGAGCAUUUGUGAGCUCUCCCAGCUUCUGCAGCCAGUUUGAGAACGGCAGUAAGGUCAAGCGUCAGCCUGAAGUGGACAUGCUGUACCUGCAAGCUCUGUGUGGCAGCGCUUUAGCAGAUGGAGUAGAGAUUGCUAAAUUCCUCUGGGAAAAAAUCAAAGAGUUCUUUAGACAUUUACUUCGUGUGAUGAUUGAGGAAAUGGAGAGAGAAGACCCAAUGUUUGGACCUAUACAGAAGUGUUCACAGGUGCUCCUGGAGCUAGCAGACAUGAAUAUCUGUGUUUUGAAUGGCCAAAACCCCACUGCUUUGGAUAGAUCCAUCAGAAUAAAGCUGAAAGAGCUCUCUGGAGGCAAACGUCAAUUCAUUUUUCAAGUGGAAAAACUGAUUGUCCCUGAUAAAAGAGAUGCAAGACUGAAUAUGAAUCAGUACACUUUGGAUGUAUGCACAUACUUGCAGAGUUUGCAAUUGGAAUGGCCUGUAGAUAUUAGCAUGUGGAUGCGCAUUAAUGUAUGCAUGGCUUUGUGGAUCUGGGGCAGGAAUUAUAACUUUCUCCACAACAUGACAGAUAGAGCAAUUCCCCCUGCUCUGCGGACAAGUGAUACCAGAGACUAUGAAGAUGCCGGGCUGUUGCUGAACUCACCCUACCUCUCAGUGCUGAGAAAAGAAAGAAACACAGACCUCAUCAUUUCUCUGGAUUUCAGUGAAGGCGAUCCUUUCAUGACAGUGAGAGGAGCUGCGGAGACGUGCAGGAAGCUAAACAUCCCUUUCCCUCAAGUCAACAUUCCUGAUCAAGACAUCGAGAAACCAAAGGACUUCUAUGUGUUUAAAGGCAUAAACACUCCAACCGUGAUUCACAUCCCUCUCUUUAAUGUGGUCAACUGUGGAGAUCAACUUGAGGAUUGGAGGAAUGAAUAUACCACAAAUCAAAGAGCUUACAGCACACAGAAGAUCACGGAUCUAAUGACCGUCGCUGGAAAAAACAUCUCAAACAACAAAGGAAGACUGAUGCAGCAGAUCAGAGCCAUCAUUGAGUAAAAGUGGCCCAAAUGAUGAUCUGAACACCAGGGGUCCGUUCUUCGUACGUGGAUUACUCAAUUAGCUGGAUUUAGAUGUUGACGAUUUGACACGAUCCAGGAUCGUUUCGUUCUUCAAAGCUGAUCCAAGAGUUGUUGUCAUAGCAACAGUUCUGGUAGAUCAAACCUGGAAGGCAACAGGCUCAAUUCAUAUAAACAGGAUUAGAUCGGCUCAGUUCAU
Molecule: messenger RNA, 2350 nt
Organism: Danio rerio (zebrafish)
Lineage: Eukaryota; Metazoa; Chordata; Actinopteri; Cypriniformes; Danionidae
Source: RefSeq, a predicted model, not a curated record